AUGGAAAGAUCUGCAGUAGAUGAAUGUAUCCCGAAAACAAAAGGUAAAAAAAGACAAAAUGCGCCGUGGAUUAAUAAAGAGCUAAUAUCUCUAUGUAGGAAGAAAAAGCUACUUUAUAAAAAAGCAAAACGGAGCCAAAAUGAAAGUACCUGGAUUCGUUAUCGUCAAAUGAAUAACAAUUUGAAAAGGAAGUGCAAUGAGGCUCGGUGGAGGUAUAUAACCGAUUUAGCUCAAGAUUUGACAGACAACAACAAUCCCAAACCAUUUUGGAACUUUGUGAAAUCCAAGUGUAAAGGAAUAAAUAAAUUGAUAUCCCUGAAAGUUGGAGAAUCUGUUUUCACGGACGACCAAGGUAUUGCAGAUAGCAUGAGCUCGUAUUUUUCUUCUGUUUUUACAGUUGAAAAUUAUGAUAAUAUCCCAGUGCUUGACUAUAUUGUGGACGAGAGAUUAGAGAACAUCCGUUGUCCGGUCGACGAAGUAGGAAAGCUUCUUCUAAAUCUUAAGGACGACUUAAUCUUCUUCUAAAUCUUAAGGGACCUGACAAUAUCCCUGCACGUAUUCUAAAGGUAUGUGCAACAGAACUGGCACCUUCAAUCUCACUUUUGCUAAAUAAGUCAUUGUCGAUGGGCAUGCUACCUAUAGAGUGGAAAACUGCCAACAUUACACCGAUUUUUAAAAAAGGUUUGAAGAAUAGUAGAGAAAACUAUCGUCAGAUAUCUCUUACAGGGAUUAUAUGCAAAAUAGGGGAGAAAGUUGUUCGAAGUAGAGUUCUCGAUUUCUGGUAUAGAAUGAAUAUUUUGAGUGAGAAUCAGUUUGCCUAUUUGAAAGGCAAGUCAACAGUAACACAACUACUAUCAACUGUUGAUGAUUGGGUGAGAUCUAGGAACUCCGGUGUGCCCACUGAUGUUAUAUUUCUUGACCUCGCAAAGGCGUUCGAUAGUAUGCCGCACGAAAGAUUGAUUUUGAAGUUAAGAAGUUAUGGUAUCGAAGGGAGUUUAUUGACAUGGUUCAGGCAUUUCAUUACAGGCAGGAAGCAAGUGUUGUAA
This is a messenger RNA of Paramuricea clavata, 1046 nucleotides long. Lineage: Eukaryota; Metazoa; Cnidaria; Anthozoa; Malacalcyonacea; Plexauridae. The record is from the annotation of a GenBank genome assembly.